AUAUUCUUUUCAUGAAAUUAAUUUCAGAAAAUAUGUGUAAUAAUGAUAUGUUACUUUACUAUUAUUCUAAAUAUAUUAAGAAUUAAAUCUAUACCUUUAAAAAUAUAUGAAUAAUAAUUAUAUUUGAUAUAAUACUGUAAAAUGAUAUAUGAAUCUUCUAAAAUAUAAAUAAAAUGAAUAUUGGAAGAACAAAUCUUCAUGGCAAUGGCUUGUUAUUUGCUGGUUUUAAUCAAGACCAGGGAUGUUUUGCUUGUGGUAUGGAUAAAGGUUUUAGGGUAUAUAAUUGUGAUCCAUUAAAAGAAAAAGUAAGACAAGAUUUUCCUGAUGGUGGCUUAUCAUUUGUGGAAAUGCUUUUUAGAUGUAAUUAUUUAGCAAUGGUAGGUGGUGGUACAUCACCAAAAUAUCCUACCAAUAGAGUUGUUAUUUGGGAUGAUUUAAAAAAAGAUACUGUUAUCACACUAGAAUUUAACACUCAUGUACUUUGUGUUCGACUUCGAAGAGAUAGAAUAGUUGUUGUUCUCGAAGGUGUUAUUAAAGUUUAUACAUUCACUCAAACACCACAACAACUACAUGUAUUUGAAACUCAUGCUAAUCCUAAAGGUUUAUGCAUGUUAUGUCCUAAUAGUAAUAACUCUGUACUUGCAUUUCCUGGUAGAAAAACUGGGCAUGUUCAGUUGGUAGAUCUAGCUGAUACAGAUAAACCACCACUUGAUAUUGCAGCCCAUGAAACGCUAUUAGGUUGCAUUGCUUUAAAUCUUCAAGGAACACGACUAGCUACUGCCUCUGAAAGAGGAACAUUAAUAAGAGUUUUUGAUACAAAAUCUGGAAACAUGCUAUAUGAAUUUAGACGUGGAACUAAUACAGCACAAAUUUAUUGUAUUAACUUCAAUGCAGAAUCUACUAUGAUGUGUGUAGCUAGUGAUCAUGGUACUAUCCAUAUAUUUGCCCUUGAAGACCAGAGUCUAAACAAACAGUCUAGUUUAGCUUCUAACUUUUUGCCUAAAUAUUUUAGUUCCAGUUGGAGUUUUUGCAAAUUUCAAGUACCCAAUGGACCACAGUGUAUUUGUGCAUUUGGAACUGAAAACAACUGUGUUAAUGUUAUAUGUGCUGAUGGAAACUAUUACAAGUUUGUUUUCAACCAAAAAGGAGAAUGUUGGAGAGAUAUUUGUGCACAGUUUCUAGAAAUGACAGAUGACAAUAGUAUUAGUUGAUAAUUAACUGUUGUAAUGUAUAUAUUCCAGUUUUUAGAAAAUCUGGAUAUGAUAUUCCAUAUCAUACAAUUUAUAGUAUUGUUUACUUUUUUAUUUAUUUUUAAACUCAUCAACAAUAUAUAAUAUACAAAAAAUAAUAUGAAAUGGUUUUUAUCAAUAUAUUGGUGCUAUUGAAAAUAUUUCCUAUAUAUAUCUAUAUAUAUAUAUUUUUUUAUAGUUAUUUAAAUUUAUUUAAUAAUAGAACUGUUAAUGUAGAUUGUCUUUGUUUUUCCAAUUGUAGCUAACUCUAUGACAAUUUUUUUAAUUACAUAUAUAAUUUGUAUAAAAAUCAUUUAUUUUCAUAUAACUAUACAAUUUAUAUUAUGAAAUACAUAAUAUAUUUUACAUAUAUACAGUCA
Messenger RNA from Daktulosphaira vitifoliae (grape phylloxera), 1609 nucleotides. RefSeq names its product WD repeat domain phosphoinositide-interacting protein 3. Gene Ontology annotation, cellular component: extrinsic component of membrane; phagophore assembly site membrane; cytosol. Gene Ontology annotation, biological process: nucleophagy; autophagy of mitochondrion; protein localization to phagophore assembly site. Bases 174 to 1211 code for a protein of 345 amino acids. The record is from RefSeq and is a predicted model, not a curated record. NCBI's taxonomy places the organism in Eukaryota, Metazoa, Arthropoda, Insecta, Hemiptera, Phylloxeridae. Gene Ontology annotation, molecular function: phosphatidylinositol-3-phosphate binding; protein binding; phosphatidylinositol-3,5-bisphosphate binding. The transcript has 7 exons.